Molecule: messenger RNA, 4512 nt
Organism: Acanthopagrus latus (yellowfin seabream)
Lineage: Eukaryota; Metazoa; Chordata; Actinopteri; Spariformes; Sparidae
Gene: jmjd6
Product: jumonji domain containing 6, arginine demethylase and lysine hydroxylase
Exons: 7
Coding region: 203-1411 (402 amino acids)
Biological process (GO): phagocytosis
Cellular component (GO): cytoplasm; nucleus
Molecular function (GO): histone H4R3 demethylase activity; P-TEFb complex binding
Source: RefSeq, a predicted model, not a curated record
GACGCCGAUCCGUUGCCUAAGCAUUGUGUCUCCUGCUAGCCAGCUAGCAAGCCUCUCUGCCAGCUGGUUAUGAAACUGUAUCGAACAGGCAGGUUUUAAAAGUGUUCUUAGAUUUGUUGGUACAGAUCUGAGGACGUGUUUAACACAUAAACGAUUUGUAUUGUUGUUGUCCAACCAAAUAUAUAAGCCACCGGGAGGAGGAAUGAACCAUAAGAGUAAGAAGAGGAUUAAAGAGGCGAAACGGAGCGCCAGGCCCGAACUGAAGGAUUCGUUAGACUGGAUAAAACACGGCUAUCAUGAGACUUUCGACCUGUCGCACAUCACCGUGAAGGACAACGUAGAGCGUGUGGACACUCUCCAUAUCACUCCUGAGGAGUUCAUCCAGCGCUACGAGCGGCCCUACAAACCCGUCGUCCUGCUCAACUGCCAGGAGACCUGGCCCGCCCGGGAAAAAUGGACUCUGGAACGUCUCAAACGCAAAUACCGCAACCAGAAAUUCAAAUGUGGCGAGGACAACGAUGGAUACUCUGUGAAGAUGAAGAUGAAGUAUUACAUGGAGUAUCUGGAGACCACGAGGGACGACAGCCCGCUCUACAUCUUCGACAGCAGCUACGGUGAACACGCCAAGCGCCGGAAGCUGCUGGAGGACUACCAGGUGCCCCUCUUCUUCAGGGACGACCUGUUCCAGUUCGCAGGAGAGAAGCGCCGCCCGCCAUACAGGUGGUUUGUGAUGGGUCCAGCUCGCUCCGGCACCGGCAUCCACAUCGACCCGCUGGGCACCAGCGCCUGGAACGCUCUGGUUCAAGGACACAAGAGGUGGUGUCUGUUCCCCACCAACACCCCCCGAGAGCUGAUCAAGGUGACCAGAGAGGAGGGAGGCAACCAGCAGGACGAGGCUAUCACCUGGUUCAACGUGGUUUAUCCCCGGACGCAGCAGCCAAACUGGCCUCCAGAGUUCACGCCGCUGGAGAUCCUCCAAAGACCCGGAGAGACCGUGUUUGUGCCCGGCGGCUGGUGGCACGUCGUCCUCAACCUGGACACGACGAUCGCCGUCACUCAGAACUUUGCCAGCACGACCAACUUCCCCAUCGUGUGGCACAAAACAGUCCGAGGACGUCCCAAACUCUCCAGGAAGUGGUAUCGGAUUCUGAAGCAGGAGCGUCCGGACCUCGCAGCGCUGGCAGACAAAGUGGACCUGCAGGAGUCAACAGGCAUCGCCUCAGACAGCUCCAGUGACUCUUCAUCGUCCUCCUCCAGCUCGUCCGACUCCGACUCUGAUGCGGAGUCGGGCUCCGAGGGCGACGCUUCCUCUCACCGCCGGAAGAAGAGACGCACCUGCGGCAUGACGGCCAACGGAGACACCAGCAGCCAGGACGACUGCGUCAGCAAGGAGAGGAGCUCGUCACGGUGACCUCCGUCCGGCCUCCGUCCGGCCUCCGCCCACCUCCGCCCCGACUCCUCACGCUGCUAGUCUAGCUUAGGUAAAUGUCUGAACCCCUGAGUGACGGCCGCCUUAAAGACAAGAUAGAGGUGUAGAUGAAGGAGGAGGAUCUGCUGGAGACCUGCCACCACUGUGCUUUCAACAAUCUGUCUGUCUCUGUGGUUCUGUGGUGACGGACUGACAGUAACAGACUGGUGACAUCAUACUGGGAACUUGAUGGGCUUUAAAAGUCUCUGAGCUGCUCUCUCAUGCAAGUUUGGUGGGAAAAUGUGGGUGAUGGAAUAUUUUUAGUAAAAGGUGGCGAUGCCUUCAUGAUCCUCUGAAGUUUAACAUGCAGCAAAAGAUUCACAAUAGCAGCAAUUUGAUUUGGAGACGAUCAACAGCAAAUAUCUGAACACUCAAACCAUUUAAACCAAACUAACUUUAGUAAACAUGGAGAGUCGGGCCUGAAUCUGUGUAAACAUGAAGCUCUGGGCAGACGGAGAGCUCAGAUUCCAAAAUGGAGGACGUGAGACAUGAGCGGCGUCUGACGUCAGCCAAUCAGGACUCACCGCACACUCGUUGUGUCAUCACUGACAGGUGAACUACAGAGCAAUGCAUUCUGGGAUUGUUAGCAGACGGGAGUACACACAGUUAUCAAAAGCAUCUAUAAUAAACUGAAGUCAUUAGCAACAAAGUUUUUUAUUGAUUAAUCUGAAAGUGAUGAUUGUUAGUCAUUUUUAAAGCAGAUCAGUUUAUUGAACAACGUGUUUGUGUUGUAUUAUUUCCUGUGUCACAUUAACAGUGUUUACUAAAACUAGGUGUGAGUUAAUGAAUCAAUAUUUGAGAAUUUUUAACUGAAAACAUUUUUAAAAAUGAUCUGCAGAAUGUGAAGCAUCAACAGUUUGAUGUUGUGUUGAAGUAGCAUGCUAAUCCUUGUCCAAAGCUCCUGUGUUAGCAGUGUAAACCCCAACACUCCCCCCUGGUAGCCUGGCUAGCUGCACAGCUAACUGAGCUAAUAAGCUAACAGUAGCUACGGCCAUAGCAGUUACUCUGGUGAUAUUCUGCCUCUGUUCACAGAAUGAAUCUCUUGAAGUCACACAAUGGAACAAAAACAGUGUGUCCACAGUACGCACACUCAAUCCCAGAAUGCACUGCACUGCACUGCACUUCAUAAAAUCCUAAUGAACGAGUGAUUCAGACGCUAAUGUGAAGAAGAUUUCACGUCCUCUGACUCUCUGUACCCUUAAAGAUCAUCGGCCUUUUGAUGUAAAUACUGCACAACUUUCUGAUCAGAUUUCUGUCGGCUGCUGGAGACAAAAAAUAGUUUGUGAUGAUCUCAGUCUGUAAUGGAUGAGCUUCAUGAUGUCAGCAGCUGGUAACGAGCUUGUCACACAACUAAUUACUGUUAAAUCCUGUCGCUGUGGAACUAGAGGCCGGCAUCCUUAUAGUCUGAUUUGUUGAUUGAGUGUAAAUCUCUGUGCUGGUUCCUCUAUCAGAUGGUUGGAGGUCACGUUGUCUCUUCUGCCUUUUGAUGAUUGAACUUGAUGUCAGCAGCCUUAAUGAAAUUCAUCGACACGUCAGAGCAAUUAAAUGCGUCUCUGCCUGCUGUGUGAACUACAGGAAGAGACUCUGAUGUGCUCUGGGGAGCUGGUGGAGGUGAUGGAGGAGGUGGAGGGAGUUUCAGGAGUUGUCUGUCGUUGUGAUGUUCUGCUCGGUGCCAUGCAGAAUGCUGCUGAGGAGCUGGAGGCUUGUUAAAUGUCAACUAGUUGGUUUUGUGCUGUGACAGUAGGGGGCACUACAUUGACCAGAAUGCACUGCUGCAGUUUGAGCUCCAGAGAGAAAGAGCUGAGCAGUUAACGAGUCUCUUCAGGUGCUGCAGCUCGUUAGACGACAGCUGAGACUUCUGAGUGAUGGAGUUACUAAUCACUGAUUUACUGUGGAUGAUUUGAUUAUUGAUUACUCUGAAGAUUGGAGCUGAAACAUUAUUGAUUAUUGAACAGAAAGAAAGAAAUGAAUCUUCAGCAGAUUAUUAACGAUCAAUUCAGUAAAAAUAUGUUUCCAGCUUCUUAAUCGACUUUUUCUCCCUCUUUUUUGAACAAACUGAAAAUCAAAAACAAACUUUUAUCUCUGGAGGAAGUUCAUGAUGAUGCAGAGUCACUCAGUUACACAAUGGUAAUAUUGAUUUGACAAAUAAUCCAUGUUUCUGUUUAAGAGGAUGAUAAAUUUAUAAACAGAAUCAUAAAUGAAAUGACGUCACAGGAAACACCUGAGAUGAAACAUGACUCAAACAUCCAGUUUCUGGUCGAAGCUGAACUAAGACAGCAAAGAGACGAAGCCUGAACAUUUGAAUAUAGAAAAUAUAGUAACAAAACACUUUUACAUAAUUAACAUUGUUAAACAACGUCUAGUUUAAAUCUGUUCAGUAGAAGAUGAAGGAACGUUUGAAAUACGGAGAGAAAGUUGCUGCUACAAACAGUUAAUAUAGAAAAGAGUCAGCAAAUGAAUCGCUAAUGAAAUCACUCAUCAGCUGCAGCCUUACUGCUGAUCAUUCCUCAUUAAUUGUUCUAUAUUACAUCUGAAAACUGUCAUCCAAGAUAUAUUUGAAUCGUUUUGUCAGUUUAAAAACAGAAAAGAAAGAGAAAGAAAGAAGCUGGAAACGUCAGCAGGACUGUAGAAAUGAUCCUCUGAGGAUCGUCUGUUGGUGUCGAUGCUCAAGUGGAAGCUUGAAACCAGCCGUGACGUCUCCGACUGAUGGCUGCUGUUUCUGUGUGGAUCAUGUAAACGUGUGGCUUUAGACUAAAGUGCCUAUAAAGAAGUGAGGUGGAGGUGUGUUAGUGUGACUGACUGUGAGAGGCUGUGGUUCUGUGUGGUUCUGUGUUGGUCCGUUGUGAGGCACCGUGUCGGUCUGUGAGGUCGGUCACACGGUGCCGUCGGUCCGUCUGUCGAAGGGUUUCUCCUCCUGUCGUCCGAACUGAUCUGAGCUCAGCUGCAGGACGGAUGACGAUGCUGAAUCUCGUCUAUCUCUGAAGACGAGCUUGAUGAGAUUAAUUAACUUUUUGCCGCUCAAUAAAAUCUUUUCUAUGAUUCAA